UCACAAGUGCUGGGCGAUUCCAACUCGUGAUACAAACACAGACUGCGUUUUAAGUCAGAUCAAACAUUUUAAUGUCUAACGACGAUUUUACCGCUUUGAUUGUUGACAAUGGAUCCGGCAUUUCCAAAGCUGGAUUUGCAGGAGCUAAUUCGCCCUGUGUUGUAUUUCCCUCCAUCGUUGGUAGACCAAGACAUCAAAGUACCAUGGUCGGUAUGGCUCACAAAGAUUUCUACGUUGGAAACGAAGCCCAGAAUAAAAGAGGCAUCCUUUCUUUGAAAUACCCCAUUGAGCAUGGUGUUGUUACCAACUGGGAUGAUAUGGAGAAGAUCUGGGAAUAUACCUUCUACAAUGAGCUCCAUGUUUCUCCCGAAGAACAACCUAUUCUCCUCACAGAAUCUCCUCUUAAUCCUAAAGUUAACAGAGAAAAGAUGACAGAGAUCAUAUUCGAGACCUUCAAAGCUUCUGCAAUGUAUGUUGCAGUUCAAUCUGUGUUGUCUCUGUAUGCUUCUGGUCGUACCCUGGGUACUGUUAUUGACUCCGGCGAUGGAGUCACGCACACGGUUCCCGUCUAUGAAGGUUAUGGCCUUCCCCAUGCGGUGAACCGUUUGAAUUUGGCUGGUCAUGAUCUUACUGAUUACCUCGAGAAGAUAAUUACUGAGCGUGGUUACUUAUUCACCACAUCUGCCGAGAGAGAAAUUGUUCGUGAUGUCAAGGAGAAAUUAUGUUAUGUUGCAGCUGACUUCGAAGAGGAGCUGGUUACAGCUGCCACUUCCGCUUCCCAUGAAAAGAGCUACGAAUUACCUGAUGGUCAAAUUAUCACCAUUGGUAAUGAAAUGUUUAGGUGUCCAGAAUCUCUAUUUCAACCUUCCUUCUUGGGUAUGGAAUCUGAUGGUAUCCAUAGGAUCACAUACGAUUCCAUUAUGAAAUGCGAUGUUGAUAUCAGGAAAGAUUUGUUCGCCAACAUUGUCUUGUCCGGAGGUAGCACUAUGUUUCCGGGCAUUGCCGAAAGAAUGCAUAAAGAAAUCACUUCCUUUAAUCUUGGAACCUCGAAAGUCAAAAUUGAUGCUCCCCCAGCACGAAAAUAUUCCGCCUGGAUAGGCGGCUCUAUUUUAGCUUCCUUCUCUUCUUUCCAGCAAAUGUGGAUUGAAAAGGAAGAAUAUAUUGAUUCCGGACCGUCUAUUGUCCACCGCAAAUGUUUCUAGGAAGUUUUUCUUUUUAGCCCUUUUGCAACAGCAAAAUCGCAGAGUAAAAUUUGAAAAGUAUGAAUUUCAUCGAUUGCAUGCUUUGUUGCCAUAGACUCAUUAACAAAGCUCCCUCUUUGUGCUUGUGUUUGUGGAAUCAUUUUAUUUUAGAAAAAAAAACUGGUUCAUAAUUUCGGAAAGCAACUCUAAAUGUGCAAGAAUAAGUUGGUAACAUGGAACAUAUAUCCGGUACGAAGGUUGUAUGUCUCUUGAAAACUAGACUAAGUU
Molecule: messenger RNA, 1469 nt
Organism: Octopus sinensis (East Asian common octopus)
Lineage: Eukaryota; Metazoa; Mollusca; Cephalopoda; Octopoda; Octopodidae
Product: actin, cytoplasmic-like
Exons: 1
Coding region: 72-1202 (376 amino acids)
Source: RefSeq, a predicted model, not a curated record